AGACUCACACCUAGGAUCUGAAGCCUAUUGUGCUUGCUCACUGCCCCUUCAGAGUCAGUGACCGUGGCUUCCUGUCCACAGAGUUCGACCUGGGCUGGGCUCAAGGGAUCGAUUAGAGCUUCCCCAAGACCCUGAUUGGCCUGGGCUGAGCAAAGUAAACACCAAGGUUAUCAUUUGCCUCUGGCCCCUUCUUCAGUCUCAAUUUGAAGCUUCCCCUGGCAGGGAAGUAGUCCCUGUUCCAACACCAAAUUGUGAGCUCAAAGGUUGAAGACCCAAAACCAUGAAGGGUCUCGGGACCCUGUUCCUGCUGCUGACUACCUGCCUGGCUUCGAGAGCUGAUGAUGCAGCAACAUUACCAGACAUCCAAGUUCAGGAGAACUUCAUCGAGUCCCUGAUCUAUGGAAAAUGGUUCAACCUGGCUGUGGGCUCUACUUGCCCAUGGCUGAGGCGGAUCAAGGACAAGCUGAGCAUGAGCACACUGGUCCUGCAAGAGGGAGCAACAGAAGCAGAGAUCAGCAUGACCAGCACCCGAUGGCGGAGAGGUAUCUGCGAGGAGAUCUCUGGGGCGUAUGAGAAGACAGACAUCGAUGGAAAGUUCCUUUACCACAAAUCCAAAUGGAACAUAACUUUGGAAACCUACGUGGUCCACACCAACUAUGAUGAGUAUGCCAUUUUCCUCACCAAGAAGUUCAGCCACUACCAUGGACCCACCAUCACUCUCAAGCUCUAUGGCAGAGAGCCAAAGCUGAGGGACAGCCUUCUGCUGGAGUUCAGGGAGGUGGCCCUGAGUAUGGGUAUCCCUGAGAACUCCAUUGUUUUUAUGGCUGACAAAGGGGAAUGUGUUCCUGGGGAUCAGGAGGUAAAGCCCAGUCCACAUCUGAGAGCCAGGCGGGCAGUGCUGCCCCAAGAAAAUGAGGGAUCAGGGUCUGAGCCACUGGUAACUGGGAUCCUCAAGAAAGAAGAUUCCUGCCAGCUCACCUACUCAGAAGGGCCCUGCCUAGGGAUGAUGGAGAGGUAUCACUACAAUGGCACGUCUAUGGCCUGUGAGACCUUCCAAUACGGGGGCUGCCUGGGCAAUGGUAACAACUUCAUCUCCGAGAAAGAGUGUCUGCAGACAUGCCGGACCGUAGCGGCUUGCAAUCUCCCCAUAGUUCAGGGGCCCUGCCGAGCCUAUAUUAAGCUCUGGGCAUUUGAUGCGGCACAAGGGAAGUGCAUCCAAUUCACCUAUGGGGGUUGCAAAGGCAACGGCAACAAGUUCUACUCUGAAAAGGAGUGCAAGGAAUACUGCGGAGUCCCCGGUGAUGGCCAAGGACCCAUCCUGAGUCACUCUGUAUCCACAGGGGAUAAGACCAACUGAAGGUGCCAGUCUGCAAGCCAGAAGGUAGCCACUGUCUGUCCCAGUACGGUCUGGCUCAGAUGAUCUAGACCCAAAUAAAACAAGCUAUCAACGCCUGGCA
This is a messenger RNA of Meriones unguiculatus (Mongolian gerbil), 1457 nucleotides long. It is a transcript of the gene Ambp, whose product is annotated as alpha-1-microglobulin/bikunin precursor. Gene Ontology annotation, cellular component: plasma membrane; cell surface. The record is from RefSeq and is a predicted model, not a curated record. The transcript has 10 exons. The coding region runs from base 281 to 1357 and encodes 358 amino acids. NCBI's taxonomy places the organism in Eukaryota, Metazoa, Chordata, Mammalia, Rodentia, Muridae. Gene Ontology annotation, molecular function: serine-type endopeptidase inhibitor activity.